UUCAAGCUUGUUAGCAGAAGAUUAUGUUGAAAAUCAUUCGUUUGAAAGCUUAUCUACUUCGUUUCACCAUUAUUUUCAAAAAGUGGAUUAUUUUAAAAUAGGAUCCAUGCUGGUUCUAUUAUUGCAGCAACAUGAUUUAAUUCCCCUGUCUACUCAACGCUUAGUAUGUAUUUACCUAUUAUAUGAAAUGUAUAAAAAUGAUCCAUUGGAUAUAAAUCCAUUUACAACUGUUUUUUAUUUAUUAUUGACUUCGUCUGAAGAUAUUAAAAAUAAAAGUCAACGCAUGGAUUUUAAUGGAACUCUAGCAGCUAUUAAUGCUUCUGAAAAAUACUUUUUAGCAGCACUUUUAUCCAACAAUGCAAAUGAGCUUUUAAAAAAGACACCAAAUCAAAUAAUAUCCAACAAUGCACCUGUACUUCAAUUACCUGAUUUGACAAAUCUUCUUGAUACUCUCUCUUACAAGCACAAUCAACUUCCUAUAACUGCUAAAGCAGGAUUAUCUUGUUUAAUUGCUGAUCCCGAUUUUAGAUCAAGCAUAUGUUUAGACUCAGCUCUCAUGUCCUCUCCUUCAGGCCCUUCUUCUAUGCUUUUAUCGAAUGCUGCCUCAAAUAAUUCUAAUAUACCCAACAAUCAAUCCUCAAAUUUGUCACCUCUUCUUUCGCCUUUACUUAUGCCCGUGGCUUCCCUUCCUUCACCUCUGACCUUCAAUUCCUCAUCUAAUUGCCACAGUUGCGUAAAUUGCGGGGCUAAUCGUUCAAAUAUUGUUUCCGGAAUCUCUGAUGGCACGAUGAUGACUUGUCAAAAUUGCGGCAGUAGCUUAAUGAAUAAUAACGGUCUAUCCGCCAUGAGUAACGAUUGCCCGCCUCAAACCAACGUUUGCACAACGAGCAAUUUAACGUCGAGUCACAAGAUGAUUAAAAACACCAUAGAAAAGUUAUUGGCUGGUCCUUUAACCCUCACCGACCAUUGUCUCGUUCCCGAGUUUCUCAGAUUAGCGCCUCCCCUUCACUCUCAACAAACUUUUCUCCUUUACUUAGAGAAUAACGACAAUGCAAUAAUCACCACCGAUCUUACAACCAACGAUAAAAGUCAUGUAAAAAAGUCAUCGAACAUCGAUCAGGACGACAAAGAAAAUGCAACAUUUUCCAUUGAUAAAGAAAUUCUAGGAGAAAGUUUAGAGCCCUUGUUAUCUAUAGGAGCCAGCGAAUUGGUUUGGCUCGUUCCUUCCCCCAUACUCAACCCUCUUCACUCCUCCUUUCCAUAUUAUAGCCACGAAUCAAUUUCUUUCCCUUCUCCCGCUCCCUUUUCGGCCCUUUCUCAUACUUCUGUCAAUAACUCCACGGUAGACGAUUAUUACUUCAACGUGGACGUUGAUGUAUCAGGAGAUACUCUAUUAGAAUUGUCCCGUCACGCAGCAUCUAACGUUAAUAACGAAUUUUACGGGCAAAAAAUGAGCAGUUCCGAUAGCAAUAAUAAUGUCGCUAGUUUAAACAAUACAUCUCAACCUUGUAGAUUUCCUAGCUUUUUUAAAAUAGAGUGGGAUCGUUCUAUGCUUAUGGGCGAUAGCUACGAGCAAGGAAUCACGGAUAACAUAUCGACGACUCUUACAUCUACAUCAGGGUUAUUAGUAAAAAAGCAACCCACAAAAAUCAAUUAUGAAGAGGGGUCAACUUUUUCGGAUGUUCAAAAUGUGGGAUCGAUUGGUACAACUAACAUUGAUUCUUGUUUAACUGAGGCUAAAAGCGUGGUUGGAAAGGCAUCAAAAUCACCACUUUCGCCGCCUCAACAGCAAAGGUUGUUGGCGCAAUUCGAAGCUGACCCCAAAAUAGUAUUUCAAUUGGGAAUAAGCCCAUCCAAGUUACCAGAUUUAGUUGAAAACAAUCCAUUAAUUGCUAUCGAAAUUUUGCUAAAGAUGGCAGCAUCUAACCAAAUUACCGAAUACCUCUCAGUAUUAGUCAAUAUGGAAAUGUCCCUUCACUCAAUGGAGGUUGUCAAUAGAUUAACUACGGCUAUAGAAUUUCCUGUGGAUUUUAUACAUCUUUAUAUAUCCAAUUGCAUAUCCACUUGUGAAAAUAUCAAAGAUAAAUACAUGCAAAAUAGAUUGGUGCGCCUGGUUUGUGUAUUUUUGCAGUCCUUAAUCCGAAAUAAAAUCAUUAAUGUUCAAGAUUUAUUUAUCGAGGUCCAAGCAUUUUGCAUAGAAUUUAGUAGAAUACGAGAAGCGGCAGGUUUAUUCCGACUUUUACGGAAUUUAGAAAAUAACGUCCAAGGAAUGGGUGGAGGAAAUAAUAGCGAAAAACAACAAAAUGAUAUAUUAAAUGAUACAAAUCAAUUUUCACUUUGAUAUUUUUUUAUGAAAUUAUAACAGCACAUUUAUAAUGUGAUGUAUAGGUUUUUUUCGAGCUUAUUUAUAUUUUUUA
Gordionus sp. m RMFG-2023 is the source of this 2417-nucleotide messenger RNA. RefSeq names its product CCR4-NOT transcription complex subunit 11-like. Lineage: Eukaryota; Metazoa; Nematomorpha; Gordioida; Chordodea; Parachordodidae. Bases 107 to 2341 code for a protein of 744 amino acids. Gene Ontology annotation, cellular component: CCR4-NOT complex. The record is from RefSeq and is a predicted model, not a curated record. The transcript is spliced from 10 exons.